CCAAAAUGGCGGGGACUGUGUUGUUACAAUCUGGAGUUCACUGAGUUGGGCUAAUUGAUAUUGUUUUGAUGAAUCUGUAAACAUUCAAUUAAAAUGGCGUUAGUUCAGACAAACUAUCCCCUUAAAAAGCUUAAUAGUAACGCGGUAAAAGAACGAGCGACCAUUCCUGUUGUUACUACACAUAUAAUCACAGAUAAUGAUUUGGGGAUUGUUGAGGAUGGCAAGCAACAGCCUGUCAACUUCAAAAGAAUUGUCAAACUACUUACAGAUCCACAUUCGGAGAUGCUGUUUGAAAGACAUGUCCAUGCUCUUAUCAAAAUGACCAAGCAGUUUUCCAAAGGAUUUCCAAUGAAAGAUCUGGUGCAGCUUUUUAAAAUCUUGAACAUUUGUGCUGAUCGAGUAGAUGCUAACCCUGUUUACGAAAAGCCAAUUCUAGAAAUUCUGAAGCUGUGUAGCCUCCCAUUUUUAAUGGAAAAAGCAUCAGAUGAAUUGGUUUAUGAACAGAUAGUGGUUGAGUCUAUAUCACAGCUGGGCUACUUGAUGAGAAUUCCCAGUUCUGAAGUAAGAAACCAAAUAUGCAGCACAUUGCUCAGUUUUACAACUAUCAAAAGCAAGCAAGAAUUUAUUAACUUGAAACCAACUAAUUUAAAAUUUAAUAACAAGAUGAUAGAAAUCAGCGAUAUUUCAGAAACUUUAAUAAAAGCUUUAGCCUUGCUGGAAACAGAUUUGGCUGUAAAACUCAAGGUUUUAGAAAUCUUACAGCAUUUUUCUAAAAAUUCUGCAAAAAACUGUGAUCAAAUUUUACAUGUUGAUGGAGGGCGAAGGAUUUGUUCUCGCCUCAUGGAUGCUGACCCUAGUGGCCAACUUUUGUUUCGAUCAGUCGACAUUCUGUGGAACUUGAUGGAUAAAGGAGACACAGCUGUGCUUGCCAGCCAACUCAACAACCUAAUAUGCAUCAGUCAGUUGCGAGACGCUUUUGUGUAUGAAAUGACCCAAGGAUACAGCCAUUAUGACAGGCAACUAAGGAAUGAUCUACUAGUGAUAGCCACACUGGUUGCUUAUCAAUGCCCACAAGCACCCUUUGUUGAAACAGGAUUUGCCAAGCAGUUAACACUAUUUGCCACUUUUCAGGAGGUGAAAUCUCACAAUGUUCUUGUGCGCCACCUUAAACUCCAGACAAACCAUGAAGACUUUGAGCUCCGUAAACUACUCAUCAAUAUUUUAGUAGUUCUCAGCAAAGACAGGACAGUUGUUUCUAUUCUGUCAGAAGGUCAUUUGCUGCUGGCCCUGUUUUCAUUUGUCCGGGCUAAUGACCAGAAAGCUGAACCUCGAGACUGGAGUCCAGCCCAGUUUGAAGAACUCCAGCUUCACGCCAUGGCAUCAUUGUGCACACUUUGUCCUCUGAUGCUAGAGGACUACAUGACAUGCCAAGGCUCAACAAGGUUGCUUCUGUUACUGGAGUGGUGUGUGGGGCCAGAAGAAUUUAGUGGACAAGGUAACAGCUUCCAUGGAACUGGGGGCAGAGGAACAAAGAAAGCUCAGAUGAGACAUUGUCUUCGUUUGUUGCGCGCUGUGGUCUCUGUGGGAGAUGAUAACCUGCUACAAGACUUAACUGAUCAGGGCGCCAUUAACCAGAUGAUAGCUUUAUGUACAAAAUGGGUCUUGAAUACUGCAUUUAACCAGAGAAUUGAGGAACAUGAUGCUAUCGAGAUUGAGAUGCAGACAGACAUACUUUUUAUUCUCUCAUGCCUGUGUGAGAAAGACAUACACAGAAAGGAGCUGUUUGGUAUUCAAGGCGUGGAACUAGUCAUCAGAUAUCUACAUACUGAUACUAGACUUUUAAACAGUGGGUUAGGACACCACAAACUACUGUUAGCUUCUAUUGACUGCACAUGGUGCUGUAUUGUUGGAUGUUUCAUCACAGAAGAUUAUUUCUUGGAAAAAGAGGGUGUCUUCCUGCUGUUUGAUUUAUUGGAGGUAUGUCCAAAGAGCAUGCACAAUGUCAUCCUUGGGUGUCUACUUGAUUUGUGUGAAAACCCUAAGACAGUCAACCACAUCCUGGCAUGGAGAGGCAAGACUGGGUGCACUGCUGCACAUCUCUUGUGCCAGAUUUGGCGACAUGAGGAGAAUGAGAUUGGAGUUAAAAGGGAUAACCAAGGAGCCAUUUUUGAUGUACGUCAACCAUUGAUGGGAGCCAUACAAGCUGAAAUAGGGACCAAGCCACUUCCAGCAUCCAACGUAAGCCCAGCCAUAGCGGAUGUUGGGGAAAAUAUGAGGGCCAAAGUUUAUUCUAUCUUCUGUAAAACUGGCUUCAGUGACCUGCUGGGGCUCACUGUGGAGGAUCAUGUCACAAUCACAGUUAUUGAGAAGUAUCUGGACUUUAAAAUGGGUGAGGUAUGGUCAGAGACUAUUCAAGAACUGCAGGCAGAAAAUGUGCGCCCAGUGACCCCAGAUCAAGAGGCGUUAGAAGCCAUUUCCAGAGCUAUAGAAGAAAGGGCUAUGAUUGUGUCCACAACUCAACAGGAACUUGUGGAGGCUCAGAAAAAUCAGGAUGUAUUGGAGGAGCAAGAAUUUUAUGCAGAGAUUAGAGAAAACCAAAGGCAGAAAGAAAAAGCUAUAGCAGAUUUCACAGAGUUUGUGGCUAGAACAUCAAACUUCAAUUCGCUUAAGGAAGCCAAACAAAAACAAGAAAUAUCUAUUGAUGCAUCAAGAAUCCACCCAACAUAUAACAGCAAUGAUCUGUACCAUGAGACAGGUAUUCCUAAACUAACAACAACUGUCUUCAGUGGGAAACAUGUCACAGCCCUGAACUCAUCCUUUCACACCAAGCCAAAGUUGGAGGGCAACCAGAAGCCAAAAUUUAUCAAACACAUAACUAUUUAAUACAAGGGUUGAAGAAAAACAUAGCAACAGGUUUUGUCAGUGUAAAAAAGUUAUCACGUUUAUUGUCUGACAGUGUUGGGAUUACAGGUGAAAAAAAAAUUACACUGGUAAUUUAAAAAAGUGUAUGUCUGAGUGAACUAUAAAAAUGAACAGUAGUUCACAUCAAGAUUAGAUAUAAUACCUUUUUCCAAAUAACACAAUAGUCAAUAAAUAAAGGAAAUUAUUUACAUUUCUAAAUAUAAGCCUUUUACAUACUUUUUCAAUUUUUGGUCCUUUUUAGCUUUCAUCUAGAACAUUCAUACCAUUAAAAAUUGUGAUUAUUUUAUUUAGCUGUACACUGUUACUGAGUAAUGUGGUGUUGUAUUUUUUUCUGAUAUAUAUAAUACAUACUGAAACAAUUGUAUAAACGCUCAGUGACCAAAAUAAAAUCUAAUUUGU
Molecule: messenger RNA, 3321 nt
Organism: Physella acuta
Lineage: Eukaryota; Metazoa; Mollusca; Gastropoda; Physidae
Product: cilia- and flagella-associated protein 69
Biological process (GO): positive regulation of flagellated sperm motility
Cellular component (GO): sperm midpiece; non-motile cilium
Source: RefSeq, a predicted model, not a curated record